AUGUCGAGUGACAAUAAAAAUAAACCUAGUGAGCCCAAGAAUGAGCCCAAGAACUGCGAUCCCAGGUGUGAACACAAGUGUGAGGCCAAAUGCCAGCCCAGCUGUUUAAAGAAGCUCCUGCAACGCUGCUCUGAGAAGUGCCCACGGGAAAAGUGUCCAGCACCACCAAAGUGCCCCUCACCGUGCCCCCCACCGUGCCCUGUGCUGAGCCCCCAACCAUGCCCACCACCCUGCCCUCCCAAGCCCUGCGCCAAGCCUUGUCCUUCUAAGUGCUCACCCCCCUGUCCACCUCCCUGUCCACCUGCCUGCCCACCUCCAGAGUGA
Molecule: messenger RNA, 324 nt
Organism: Propithecus coquereli (Coquerel's sifaka)
Lineage: Eukaryota; Metazoa; Chordata; Mammalia; Primates; Indriidae
Gene: LELP1
Product: late cornified envelope-like proline-rich 1
Exons: 1
Coding region: 1-324 (107 amino acids)
Cellular component (GO): extracellular region
Source: RefSeq, a predicted model, not a curated record